ACUAAUUUCUCUAGAGAAUCUCAAUCACUUCUGUAGUUUCCCUAUUCAGAUUUUGAAUUAUACGCAAAAUUAAAUACAAUGAAUGCUAUUCAUUGUUAUUAUAACCGCAAGAAAUUCAAUUUCGGCUCAACGUUAAAGUUGAAUCAUGGCCUUUCUUCUUCUUCAGUUCUCUAUUUAAGGUCUGUAUCUCCUCUUUCAAUUUCAAUCACUUUUCAUCAAAAGAAAAAAAAAGUCUAAAUCAACAUUCAUCUCAAUUAGUUUUCUGAAUUAUACUAUCAGAAUGAGCCAAACUGAUCCUGUAACUCAAUCUGAUAUUGUCAACAACCUUAUUCAGGCUGAAACAACUGAAGCUCCACCUCCAUCAGUACAAAGUAGUGAAACAAACAAUGAUGAAGAAAAUGCUAACAAGAAAAGAAAGGUUGGAGAAGCUUCCAAUGAUUCUAAUGUUAUAGCUGGAGAUUCAGGUAACAGAAAACCUAUUAAAUCUAGAUCUUGGACUUGGGAACAUUUUACAAAAAUAGGAUCAAGAGCUAAGUGUAAUUGGUGUGAUGUAACAUAUGCUGCUGAUUCACAAAGAAAUGGCACUAGUAAUUUAAAACACCAUUUGCUGCAUCAGUGUAAGAAGUUUUCAAAAGAGUCUCUUGAUCCCACUCAACAGACUCUUGUUCUUCAACAAUUGAAAAAAGAAGAUGGGAAUGGAUCUGGUAGUGUUUUCACUGGUGUUCAUUUUGAUGCCGAGGCAUGUAGGAAAGCUUUAGCUAGGAUGAUUAUUGUUGAUGAGUUGCCUUUUAAGUUUGUUGAGGGAGAGGGGUUUCUUCAUUUUAUGAGUGUUGUGCAACCUAAACUCUCAAUUCCUAAAAGGAUUACAAUUGCUAGAGAUUGUUGGGAUUUGUACACGAGUGAGAAACAUAAGUUAAAAAGUGUGCUAAAUAAAUCAAAUCAAUGUGUCUGUCUUACAACUGAUUGUUGGACAUCUGUUCAAAAUUUGAGUUAUCUUUGUCUCACUGCACAUUUCAUUGAUCAUGAUUGGAAAAUCCAUAAAAGGAUUCUGAAUUUUUGUCCAAUUGUGAAUCACAAAGGAGUAACCAUCGGCAAAAAAAUUGAAAAAUGUUUGGAGGAAUGGCUAAUAGGUAAUGUUUUCACCAUUACGGGAGGUAGAGUGCUUACUUGCUAUAGAAGUUCUCUUACGCCAAAAACAGUUGAAGCUUUAAUUUGUACACAAAAUUGGUGUAAAUCUUCCCCGGUGUCGGUGGAUAUUGAAGAGCUUGUGGAUGAGUUAGAAAAUCUGGAAUUAGAACUUGCUCCAAUCCCACAAUUGAAUGAAGGUGUAUCUGAUAUAGACUCUGAUUAGCUUUUGAUAUCUGAAAGAAUUGGGUAGAUUGUGAAGCUGGAGCAAUUGCAGGAUAAUUAUUGUGAAGCUGGAGCAAUUUCAGGAUAAUUAGAAAAUUUUAGAUUUGUCUAUCAAUGUUGCAGGCUGUGAUUUUGAAACUAUCAAUUAUGCUGUCAUUGAUAUUUUUCUUGAAGUUUUAUUAUUAUAUUCACUUUAAUGCAGCUUUGGUAUGUUACUGUCAUAUAUAUUUGUCAUAUAUUUAAUUUAUAUUACAAGUCUCCCUAUAAGCACUAAGUAAGCAGGUCUCCAUAUAAAAUAUUUAUUACAGCAAUGUCUAUUUCGUUGGGAUAGAUAUUGUCCAUAUAUUAUAAUGAAUCUUUGCAACAAUGACAUCAAAUAGCCAUAUAAUAUGAAAAUUAGAUAUUGUCUUAGUAGACGUUGGUGGCAUAAUUGUAACUGGUAUUGAAAUAUAUUCGUUUUAAAUUUCACAGUGUUGAUUUAAAAACCGAAUAAAACCGAUUCAACCGAACCGAAGUAAACCGUAUAAAUUGGAUUGGAUUGGAUUGGAUUUUUCUUGUUGUCAUCCAAAAACCGAACCAAACCGUAUGCUUUAUAUAUUUUGGAUCGGAUGAUAUUUUGUCUCAAAACCGAUCCAAACCGGACCGUGAA
Molecule: messenger RNA, 1999 nt
Organism: Lathyrus oleraceus (garden pea)
Lineage: Eukaryota; Viridiplantae; Streptophyta; Magnoliopsida; Fabales; Fabaceae
Product: zinc finger BED domain-containing protein DAYSLEEPER
Exons: 4
Coding region: 281-1351 (356 amino acids)
Molecular function (GO): DNA binding; protein dimerization activity
Source: RefSeq, a predicted model, not a curated record